AUGCAAAUUGCCUUUGGGCUUUCAGCGUUUCUGUUUUACUUAUUUAUUGUGACACUUCACGCUGAAGAUACUAGAAAUGAAACGACAACGGAAUUGGCUUUAACUACUAGUAAAAAAUCAACAACGAGUUUGGUUCAUAUUCGAGCAAAACGACAAUUCUUUGGGGGUGGUUUCGGCGGUGGUUUUGGUGGAGGUUGUGGCUGUAUGAUGUUAGCUGUGUGCCCGUGUUCAAUGCCUAUGAUUCCACCACCGAUUAUAAUGAUGUCCCCGCUGAUGAUGGGUGGUGGCUGUUGUGGAUCGUGUCUUCCGGUGUGCAUGCCUGUUUGUAUGAGAAUGGGUUGCGGAGGAUUCGGAGGAUUUGGAUACGGUCGAAAGAAACGAGAAGCGCUCAUUGCGAGGAAUGCGCCUGUGUUGAAGCUUUCGGCUGUGCCCGUUAAGAAACGCUCUCUCAAAAUACUUGAUGGAACUCGAACGAUGGCC
Mesorhabditis belari is the source of this 480-nucleotide messenger RNA. NCBI's taxonomy places the organism in Eukaryota, Metazoa, Nematoda, Chromadorea, Rhabditida, Rhabditidae. The record is from the annotation of a GenBank genome assembly.